This is a messenger RNA of Agrilus planipennis (emerald ash borer), 1111 nucleotides long. RefSeq names its product BTB/POZ domain-containing protein KCTD5 (gene inc). The record is from RefSeq and is a predicted model, not a curated record. NCBI's taxonomy places the organism in Eukaryota, Metazoa, Arthropoda, Insecta, Coleoptera, Buprestidae. The transcript is spliced from 3 exons. Gene Ontology annotation, molecular function: cullin family protein binding. Gene Ontology annotation, biological process: protein homooligomerization; proteasome-mediated ubiquitin-dependent protein catabolic process. Gene Ontology annotation, cellular component: Cul3-RING ubiquitin ligase complex; cytoplasm. The coding region runs from base 24 to 647 and encodes 207 amino acids.
CAGGGUUAGAAUUUUUCUUAAAUAUGGACGAAAAUAAAUUAAUGGUGGAUAAAUUGCAAGCAAAUAUUAACAAACAAUGGGUUAAACUAAACGUCGGUGGGACAUAUUUUUUAACAACAAAAACUACCCUAGCCAGAGAUCCUAACUCUUUUUUAUACAGACUAGUACAAGAAGACAGUGAAUUAAUCUCAGAUAAGGACGAAACUGGUGCAUUUUUAAUAGAUCGUGAUCCCACAUACUUUUCCCCUGUUUUGAAUUAUUUACGACAUGGAAAAUUAGUAAUAAAUAAGGGUCUAGCAGAAGAAGGAGUUUUAGAAGAAGCUGAAUUUUAUAAUGUGGCAGAAUUAAUAAGACUUGUGAAAGAAAAAAUUUAUUUGCGUGACACUAGACCAAGCAGGGAUAGUAAAAAGCAUGUGUAUAGGGUGCUGCAAUGUCAUGAAGAUGAACUUACCCAAAUGGUAUCUACAAUGUCUGAUGGCUGGAAAUUUGAGCAACUAGUCAAUAUUGGAUCACAGUAUAAUUAUGGCUCAGACGAACAUGCCGAAUUUUUAUGUGUAGUUAGCAGAGAGUAUGGUGUGCCAGAAACUUCAGAAGUAGAACAUAGCGAUCGAGGUAAAGUUCUACAACAAAAAGGUUCUCGUAUGUAAAAUUUUACUCAACUAGAAAGUAAUGUGACAAUUUGAACUUCUAUUUGUGAUAAAAUACUAGGAAACUCAUAAAAUUAGUAUAUCUGUGUGCAUUUCAUGCACAUCUUUUGUUGAAUAUUUGAAGAUAAAGAAUCUUUUGAUUUUUUUAAAGAUUUAAAUUAGAAUGUAAGCACUAUAAUAAACAUAUGUAAUAAUAUACCAAAAUAGUUUUUUAGCUACAUCAGUUUAAACACAUUUUGUUGACUUUGAAAAAUUGAUUGUAAUUAGUAGUUAAUAAUUUCUAUUAAUGGUGCAUACAUUUUGUCAUAAUGAUAAGGAUUCAUUUAGGCAAUAAAUUCAUUUUAUCAAUCAUGUGUUACUUCACAAGAUGUGUAAUUACUCCAGUACUAUUUUAAUUUUAGUCUGGCAAUACUUUUCUAAAUAAUAGGGAUGUUAAAUAUAUUUCUUGAUAUUUCUAAUAUAUG